AACUUUAAAUAAAAGAGCGUUUAUGAAGGAAUAUAGGUCGGCAUGGUCAAUCUGGACAGGAUUUUGGGUCAGCCAAAAAAAAAAGGAUGAAUUGAAAUCCCGCACGAUCCUCCAUUCAAAACUCGCGCCCUCUAGAUCAUCAAGCAAGAAGCAACAGUGUUCAAUGUGAUAGUGGUGAGCGGUGUAGCGUGGAUGUGUGCGUCCGUCAAUCUUUCGCAGCUACGCCUUUCCGUGAGGCGGCUGGAGCAGGAAAUCGCCGAGCCGUGCUGCAGAGAGGAAAGGAUGGCAGGUGGUGCCGCGGUGAACACUCCCAACACAUGCAGGAGGAAAGAAAGGAUGGCAGGUGGUGCCGCGGUGAACACUCCCAACACAUGCAGGAGGAAAGAAAGGAUGGCAGGUGGUGCCGCGGUGAACACUCCCAACACAUGCAGGAGGAAACAGCGGCGGGAGCUUUUUCCUUCCUCGCGGCCAGACGACGCGGACUGGCUUUUUCCUGCUCCUCCUGACACACUCACAGUUUACCGACACAAGAUGGAUUAUGAUGCAGAAAUGAAGAGAAUUCAGAAGAUGUUGGAUGAAGUAGAAGUGAGUAGCUCAUAAGACAAAGAAAGUGUGGGGAGGGAUGUUCCUGCCUCCAACAGUGAAAGUGAAGAAGAUUACCUGGAAGAGGAUCUGCAUGUUCCUGAUUGUGAAUGUUAUGAAUCAGACCCAGAUGAUCUACCAGACCAGCCCCAAAAGAAAAAGGCAAAAAAUUGAUGGAUGGAAGGGAAAAAGAUAAAACAACAUGAUGGAAGAAGAAUGUUCCUAAAUUGCUAUGUCAUACCCUUUCUAGCAAUGUUAUCAAAUUUACACCAAAACUAAAAGGACCAGCUCUAAAUGCCAAUUCUCCUGCAGACUUUUGGGGAGUCUUCAUCACGGCAGAAAUAAUUGGUUUAUUAGUAGAACAUACUAACUCGAUGAUCGCUAUGCAGAAAGGGAACUAUACUCAGCCCUACAGAACAAAAGACACUGAUGUUUUCGAAGUGAAGGCAUUGACUGGACUGCUUAUGUUAGCUGGUACAUAUCAUGUUAGCAGGCUGCACCUUGCUCAUAUUUGGAAAGCAGAUGGUACUGGCAUCGAGGUGUUCAGGCUGACUACAUCACUGGAUUGCUUUCAUUUUCUAUUAUGUUGUCUAUAAUUUGAUGACAAAGCAACAAGUGAGAAAAGAAAGAAGGUGGAUAAGCUUGCCCCAGUUAGGCAAAUAUUUGAGAUGUUUGUGGAAAAUUGCAAAAAGAAAAACACCCCAUCAGAAUUUGUGACUAUAGAUGAAAUGCUUGUAGCCUUUAGGGGCCACUGUCCCUUUAGGAAAUAUAUACCCAGUAAACCAGCCAAAUAUGGCAUCAAAUCAUCACGUUCUAUAAUUCAACCAAAGGAGGAAUAGAUGUGCUUGACAUGAUGAUGGAUAAGUAUUACGUUUCCAGAAACAGCUGGUGUUGGCCUCUAAUUGUGUUCUUUGCUCUGCUGAACAUUGUCUGUGUAAAUUCGUAUGUCCUGUAUGCUCACAACCCACAGAAUAAACUCAAGCACCGCAAAUUCAUCAAGAAAGUAUGCAUGAUGCUAUUAGAAGACACUCUAAAGAAAAGACUGCAGAACAGAAGGCCAAAAGGUCUCAGAACAGAAAUUGCAAGGCUGUUCCCUGAAAUUGCAGAUGCAACAUCCUCAACAAGCUCACAGUUGUUACAAUGCCAGGCAAAGAGAUGUGUAUUUUGUGCCAGGUCAAAGGAUCGAAA
Molecule: messenger RNA, 1770 nt
Organism: Scylla paramamosain (green mud crab)
Lineage: Eukaryota; Metazoa; Arthropoda; Malacostraca; Decapoda; Portunidae
Exons: 6
Coding region: 193-600 (135 amino acids)
Source: RefSeq, a predicted model, not a curated record